This is a messenger RNA of Moneuplotes crassus, 1641 nucleotides long. The record is from the annotation of a GenBank genome assembly. Lineage: Eukaryota; Ciliophora; Spirotrichea; Euplotida; Euplotidae.
UAAUAUUUAAAAUAAAGAAAGAUGUUCAAACAAGCUGCCGGACUUCAAGGGCUUCUCAAAGAAGGAUCAAGACAUUACACAGGAUUAGAGGAAGCCAUCCUCAAGAAUAUUGAUGCUGUCAAGACUUUGUCUAAAAUGACAAGAUCUUCACUUGGACCACAUGGUAUGAACAAGAUGGUCAUCACCCACAUUGGAAAAUUGAUUGUCACCAGUGACGCUGCCACAAUUGUCAAGGAGGUCGAAGUGCAGCACCCAGCAGCCAAAAUGGUUGCCAUGGCUGCCGCAAUGCAAGAAAGUGAAGCAGGAGAUGGAACUAACUUUGUUCUGACCCUUAGUGGAGAGCUUAUGCAGCAAGCUGAGAACCUUAUUCAAGAAGGACUUCACCCAAGUGAUAUCCUCCUUGGAUAUGAGAAAGCUUCUCAGAAAUGUCUUGAAUAUUUAGAAUCUUUGGUAUGCUACUCUAUUGAAGACAUGACUAAUCUCGAAGAAGUUCAAACAUGUAUCAGAAGUGUAGUUGCCUCCAAGCAUUAUGGAAAUGAAGACCUUUUAGCUCCACUCAUUGCUAAAGCAUGCAUCUAUGCUAUGCCAGAGAACCCAAGAGACUUUGUUGUUGACAAUGUCAGAGUGACCAAAAUUCUCGGAGGUGGACUCACUGAUAGUCAAGUAAUCCACGGAAUGUGUGUCAUCAGAGGAUCUGAAACAACUAUCCACAAUAUCAAGGAAGCUAAAGUUGCCGUAUUCAACUGCCAACUCGAAGCUGAAAACGGAGAUACUAAAGGAACUGUACUUCUCAGAACUGCUGAAGAACUUUCAAACUACACUAAAGGAGAAGAAGAAGCUAUGGAGAAAUUUGUUAAGAAACUUCACGACACUGGAAUCAAUGUAGUAAUCUCAGGUGCUUCUAUUAGUGAAGUUUGCCUCCAUUACAUGGAAAAAUACAAGAUCAUGGUUUUGAGAAUCCACUCUAAAUUUGAAACUAAGAGAAUUGCUUCUUCUCUUGGUGGAGCUAUCCUUGUCAGAAUGGAUGCUCCAACUCCAGAAGAAGUAGGACAUGCUGAUGAAGUUUACACUACAGAAAUCUCAUCCACCCAAUGCACUAUCUUCAGAAGAGAUGAAGUUGAUAACAGAAUCGGUACCAUAGUAUUGAGAGCUAGUACUAUCAACGUAUUAGAUGAUGCUGAAAGAGCUAUUGAUGAUGGAGUAAACACUGUCAAGAACAUGUCUAAAAACUCAGCUUUCUGUGCUGGAGCAGGAGCAACAGAGAUUCAUCUCUCCUCUCAACUUCAAACUUAUGCCAAGACCCAACCAGGACUUGAUCAAUACGCUGUUGAAAGAUUUGGACAAGCCUUUGAGAUAAUUCCUAGAACACUUGCUGAAAAUGCUGGCCUUAAUGCUGAAGAAAUCAUUGCCAAGCUCUUCUCAGAGACCGCUAAAUCUCCAUUCUAUGGAAUCGAUGUCGAAGACGGAAAAGUUAAAGACAUGAAAGCUCUUGAAAUCUAUGACUCCCUUGAAUGCAAGAGCUGGGCAAUAAAACUAGCAGUUGAUGCCGUUCUCACAAUCUUGAAGGUUGAUCAGAUUAUUAUGUCUAAGCCAGCAGGAGGGCCAAAGCCAAGAGAUGCUAGGGCUCCAGAUUUAGACUAA